CUCCUCUGUUGAGGCCGGGUCAUGCAGAUGAGGCUUCCACUGCCUCCUGUCUGCAGACUGAGGAGGCGGAGCUUGUGUGCAGACUGAGGAGGCGGAGCUUGUGUGCGGCCUAGGGAGGUGGAGAUAAAGCUAUGCAGAUGAGGGGUGGGGGAUAUGCAGAUGACCUAAGAGCAGCUGCAGGCUGGAAGCAGAACCCCUUCGGGUUGCGGUUUGGGCUGCUGCAGAUACACCUCUCCCCUUCUUCCCUUCCUCCCUCCCUGGGGUUCCUUGUCCUCCGAGGACCUCCUCGGAGACUUGGAACCCCUACCCCCUGACUCCUCCUCUAGCUCUUGUGCCAGUUCUCCCACCCCAAAACAAUUCUCCCCACUUCUAGCGCAUCCCCACUUGUCUCCCCAAUUCCCGGAACCUGCUUCCACCAACCUAACUCCUGGACCCCUCCUGUUUUCACUCUGCCCUCCAUGUUCCCCUCCCUGGGUUGGCUCCAGCCAUCACUCCAUUUCUGGUCCUUCUGGCCUCCUCACCCCGUCCCCCAGGCUUCGCAGAACCCUGAAUCUAGAGGACCUUCGCCUCCCCUGGUUUGCCCCUUCCCGGCCUGCCCUCAGCCGCGUCCUGUCAUACCUCCAUCCUCUCUUCUUCCAUCUCGUCCCUAGUCCUUUCUGCCCUCUUCUCGGAAUCACCCCCGAUUCCCCGAGGAUCCCAUUUUUCUUCCCUCCUGAGCCGGGAUGCAGGUGUCCAUCGCUUGCACUGAGCAAAACCUCCGCAGCAGGAGCAGUGAGGACCGUCUGUGUGGACCCCGACCUAUCCCUGGGGGCGGGAACGGCAGUGGAGUGACCAGCAGUCACGGGAACCCUUCGGGGGGAGGGGGACCCGGCCCCAAGGUCCGGGCUGUGCCAGUCGCCCGACCCCUGGGUCCCCCAGCUGUGACCCACUCUGGGCCCCUACGAGAGAGCACCGGCCGCGGCACCAGCAUGAAGUACAGAAACUUGGGGAAGUCUGGUCUUCGUGUAUCCUGUCUUGGUCUUGGUACCUGGGUCACAUUUGGGUCCCAGAUCUCAGAUGAGACAGCAGAGAAUCUGAUGACUGUGGCAUAUGAACAUGGAGUGAAUCUGUUUGACACAGCUGAGGUGUAUGCAGCAGGAAAGGCAGAACGAACACUGGGCAAUAUCCUUAAGAGCAAGGGUUGGAGGAGAUCCAGCUAUAUCAUCACUACCAAAAUCUUUUGGGGAGGACAGGCAGAGACUGAGAGAGGCUUGAGCCGAAAACACAUCAUUGAGGGCUUGUGGGGUUCCUUGGAACGGCUUCAACUGGGAUAUGUAGACAUAGUCUUCGCCAAUCGCUCGGACCCCAACAGUCCCAUGGAGGGUGAAAAUAACCCCAAGAAUGCCCAAACCCAGACAAAGAUGACCAUAAACCUAGGGAUCACUUCCCCAACUCUAAUCACUGACCCCAGAGUUUUGCAAGGACUCCAUGUAACCUCAUAUAGAAGAAAAACCCUAACAACAGAGUGCUCCCAGUUUUCCCACCUUCCCUAUCAGGGAUUCCAAAAGUGGGCAAGGGAAGGGGGAGGAUGGGGUGGGGUUGAGCAGAAUUCAAGUGUCAACCCUUCAAUCUCACAUAGAGAUAUCUGGGUUCUUGGAGGGAAAUGGCAGGAGGGAAGAGGGCUCAUCCAUCUGGGAUCUAACUGUCAGGAUUUCAUCAUCCUCACACAUCCAGAGAUUGUUCGGGCCAUGACCUUUGUCAUUAACCAGGGGCUGGCACUAUACUGGGGGACAUCACGUUGGGGGGCUACAGAAAUCAUGGAGGCCUACUCAGUAGCCCGACAAUUCAACUUGAUUCCCCCUGCAUGUGAACAAGCGGAAUACCACCUGUUUCAGAGGGAUAAGGUGGAGACACAACUGCCUGAGCUCUACCACAAGAUAGGUGUUGGCUCAGUGACCUGGUCCCCUUUGACCUGUGGUGUCAUCACUAGCAAACAUGAAGGAAGAAUCCCAGAAACCUACAAGGGGACCAUCAAGGGCUACCAGUGGCUCAAGGACAAAGUACAGGGUGAAGAUGGCAAGAAGCAACAGGUCAAGGUCAUGGACCUGCUCCCCAUUGCUCACCAAAUGGGUUGCACGGUGGCUCAGCUUUCUAUUGCCUGGUGUCUCCGCAGUGAGGCUGUCAGCUCUGUCCUGCUGGAAGUGUCCAACAUGGAGCAGCUGAUGGAAAACUUGGGAGCCCUGCAAGUGCUGGGCCAGCUGACACCACAGAAGGUGCUGGAGAUCGAUGGACUCCUGGGAAACAAACCCCACUCGAAAAAAUAGGCACCCUCCCGCCAGGCGCAGGCGCAGGCGCCGCCGCCUUCACAGCUAGCACUGCGAUCCUCCCCGACCCGCGCCAGCGCCAGCAGAAGCGCCUACAACAGCAACAGCAGACGCAGCAGCAGCAACAGCCUCCUCCAGCUCUCGCGGCAGCCAGGGGUACCAGAAAGCGAAAGAACCAAGCUUCCCAACCUCAGGCGGGAGGCCCCCGUGACCCCGCCCUCUAAGGAGUCCCCGGAUGACCCCGCCCACCAAGGAGUGCCGGCUACACGCAUGAUUUUAUAAGCCAUAUCCUGCCACAGCAUGGCUAGGGAAGGAAAGUAGUUCGCCACCCCUUUUCCCUCCUGCCCAGUCUUCGGCCUUCUCUUCUUAGCGUAUUGCUUUUCCCGGGCAUGAGCUGGGGGUGGGGGUGGGGGCGGGGGCAUCUUCUCUCUUCUUCUCCCCGCCCUGUUCCUUACCCACUUUGUUCCUUGCGGUCUGUCUUCCUCCUCUCCCUCCAAAAAACCGGGCGGAGAUCUGAGAGAAUACACAAGUCAAAAAGAGAUUGUGUGACAUCAUCUGAGAGAGACAGGAAGAGUUAUGCCAGAGGUGCAAAAGGCAAUAUAAACAGGACCGAUUCCAGUGAUGGGAGACUAGGGAGAGGUGGACUUGACUACCAGGGCACUCAAUGCGCCGGCCAGGACCCAGCACUAACACUCGAGAUGCCUUGAGAGAGAGACCAUGCUGAAAGUGAGUGGUGACCGUCACUUUGAGACAGGCUGUUCAAUAAGCAUCAGGAUGACGCCAGAAGGCACUGAGAAAGCGAACCCCUUCCCACCACACACUGAACUUUGUCCACGCUGGGGAUGCCGAGGAUUCUCCCUUUCCUCAGAUGUAAAAUGAUGCACAGCAUACAUAAGGCCUUGGUGGGACUUAGUCAGGCCCAUGGACUUUACUGGUGGAGUUGUAUAGUAUACCAGAAAUGUCAGCACCUGACAGGAAGUGGAUGAUGAUAUCACGUGGGACUCAGGUGGCAGCUGGCAUGAUGAACUUGGCAUCCUUUAGCACCCAAACUGGGGAGUGGGGCCCUCUUAGAAUGGCCCCCAGGUGAUGGGUUUUGAGAAAUGGAAAGUUAGCCCAGAGGAAAGCCUGCCCUUUGCCCUUGGCAGUAAUCCUAAAGCAAUAAUAAUGGGCCUUCCCAGGGAAAAUAAAAUCUUAGCUUCUU
Molecule: messenger RNA, 3504 nt
Organism: Monodelphis domestica (gray short-tailed opossum)
Lineage: Eukaryota; Metazoa; Chordata; Mammalia; Didelphimorphia; Didelphidae
Gene: KCNAB3
Product: potassium voltage-gated channel subfamily A regulatory beta subunit 3
Biological process (GO): potassium ion transport; regulation of potassium ion transmembrane transport
Cellular component (GO): voltage-gated potassium channel complex; membrane; cytoplasm
Molecular function (GO): potassium channel regulator activity; transmembrane transporter binding; voltage-gated potassium channel activity
Source: RefSeq, a predicted model, not a curated record